Molecule: messenger RNA, 1220 nt
Organism: Limulus polyphemus (Atlantic horseshoe crab)
Lineage: Eukaryota; Metazoa; Arthropoda; Merostomata; Xiphosura; Limulidae
Product: Down syndrome cell adhesion molecule homolog
Exons: 7
Biological process (GO): axon guidance; cell-cell adhesion
Cellular component (GO): plasma membrane; axon
Molecular function (GO): protein binding
Source: RefSeq, a predicted model, not a curated record
UUUGUUACCACAACUUUUCUUUUACAGAACCACCGAGUUUACAACCAUACGAAUUUUCUAGUGACAUUGAGCUGGGUUCGAGAGUACAAAUCGUGUGUAAUCUCAAGAAAGGUGAUUUACCAGUUACCUUUAGGUGGAGCAAAGAUGGAAAACCACUAUCAACCAACGAACGAGUCACUGUCUCCAGUUUAGAUGCUUUUUCAAGUAAUUUACGAAUCCAAGAUAUCGUUUCUGAAGACGUAGCCAACUACUCCUGUACAGCCACUAAUUCAGCAGGAUCUGACAGUUUUACAGCUGCUCUGAUCGUUAGAGCGCCACCUUUCUGGAAACGACAACCAAAGAACACGGCUCAGGCUAUCUUAGCUACACGAACGUUGAUUGUUUGUUCUGUCGGGGGAUAUCCUGCACCUAGAGUCACCUGGAAAAUUAAAAAUCCUUCAGGCUCCUUCACUCCAGUCUCCAGGAGCUACAAGAUGAAAGUGUUGGACAACGGAACACUGCUGAUUAACGACGUUAAGGUGACAGAUUCAGGAAUGUACCUGUGUCAGGCUGAUAACGGAGUGGGGGAAAAGUUGGAGAAAGCUGUCCGUCUGUCUGUCCACGUUCCUCCAUCUAUUGAGAAAUAUAGCGAAAUUGUUACUGUGCAGCGUGGAUACACAAAGAGUGUACGAUGUGUUGUAACAGGAGAGCGACCUCUAUUGGUUAAAUGGCUAAAAAACAAUCAUGUGUUGGAACCCUGGUCGAACCGCCACGAAACUUACAGUAAAGAAACUACAGUUGGGACUAACUCUACUCUCGUCAUCAGAAGUAUUCAAACUCAAGAUGCUGCCCUCUAUACGUGUUCUGUAGAAAACUCAUUCGGAAAUGACAGCUGGAAUAUCAAGAUGAUUGUUAAUGAACCACCCCAGAGUCCAUCGAAUAUUUUUGUUGGAGACGUUCGUAGCCGAGUUGCUAAGGUCAGUUGGAGGUCAUCACCGACACGGUCAGCGGUCACACAGUUCAUUGUUCGCUUCUGGGAAUCAUCAAGAUAUUUCGGAGUGAAAAAGCUGGAAGAACAGGUUUUAUCUUUUGGUGAAACUAGCCUGUUGCUUCGAGAUCUCCAUCCUGGUACAGAGUACACUGUAGAGAUUCAGGCAGAGAACAGUAUAGGGCUCAGUGAACCUUCUGACCCUGUUACAUUUACUACACAGGAGGAAGGUAGGUGUCAGGUCUUCAUCCUG